CAGAAGAGUCUUUCACUUAAUGGGAGCUCACAGGACCAUGGCAAAGAUUUAGCUAUGACUUUCCAGCCUUGGAUGGAUAAUACCUGGUAACAGCUGCCAUGUUUACAUGUAAUGGCAGCUCAUUGGAGGGUUGUGGCCUUCUUGAACCAAUAGAAACUGAGAUGCAAGAAUCUGAUACUGCCCUUAUGCCCACCACUCUCAGGGUGGCACUGGCUGCCAUCAUGAUCUUCAUGAUCACCAUUGGUUUUCUUGGCAAUGCCAUUGUGUGUCUGAUAGUGUAUCAGAAACCAGCCAUGCGUUCAGCGAUUAAUCUGCUCCUGGCCACACUGGCUUUUUCAGACAUCAUGCUGUCGCUGCUAUGCAUGCCAUUCACUGCCGUCACUCUCGCAACUACGGACUGGAGCUUCGGAGUAGGAUUCUGCCGCAUAUCCGUCAUGCUUUACUGGCUGUUUGUUCUAGAAGGUGUGUCUAUACUUCUGAUCAUCAGCGUGGAUCGGUUCCUCAUUAUAGUUCAGCGGCAGGACAAGCUGACACCCCAUCGGGCGAAAAUUCUUAUUGCCGCGUCAUGGGCUCUGUCUCUUUGUGUGUCCCUACCAUCUGUGGUCGGCUGGAGGACGGCAGCGAUUGGAGCACAAGUACCGCAGUGCAUUCUGGGAUACAGUGAAUCGCUGGCGGAACGGGGUUAUGCGGUUCUGCUUGCUGUCGCUGUGUUUUUUGUUCCAUUCGGUGUGAUGUUGUAUUCCUAUCUGUGUAUUCUCAACACGGUUCGACGCAAUGCGCUGCGCAUCCAUAAUCACACCAGCGAAGGCAGCGUCGCUAUUAACCAUGUCAGCAAGUUGGGUUUAACCGGUCUGCAGCGACCCCAAGUCAACGUGGACAUGAGUUUUAAAACCAGGGCCUUCACCACCAUCCUCAUCCUGUUCAUUGGCUUCUCCGUGUGUUGGCUGCCACAUACGGUGGUGAGUCUGCUGGCGGUGUUCAGUAGACGCUUCUACCUCAGCCCGGCCUUUUACCCCAUCAGCAUCGGGGCACUGUGGUUGAGUUACCUCAAGGCAGUCUUCAACCCGGUGAUAUACUGUUGGAGAAUCCGCAAGUUUCGUGAAGCCUGCCUGGAGUUCAUGCCCAAGACCUGUCAUCUCUGUCCCAAGAUUCCCGGGCGAAGUCGCAGGCGUAUAAGACCCAGCAACAUCUAUGUGUGCAGCAGUGAGACCCAGUCUUCUGUCUAGGAUUUGCACCAAAGUAUAAUGAAGAUAAUGUUAAGAUAUGAAACAUUUAAAGUCAUGUUUUCAAAGAACACUUAUGAAUUGAAAACUUGACAAAUAACUCCUCCGACCAUAAUCUGCAGUGAUGAAGGAAACACCAUCUGCUGUCUGAAAUUCACCAGAGCAAUAUUCAUAUAUGUUCCUG
Molecule: messenger RNA, 1407 nt
Organism: Sinocyclocheilus grahami
Lineage: Eukaryota; Metazoa; Chordata; Actinopteri; Cypriniformes; Cyprinidae
Gene: gpr45
Product: G protein-coupled receptor 45
Exons: 1
Coding region: 99-1226 (375 amino acids)
Biological process (GO): G protein-coupled receptor signaling pathway
Cellular component (GO): membrane
Molecular function (GO): G protein-coupled receptor activity
Source: RefSeq, a predicted model, not a curated record